Molecule: messenger RNA, 2775 nt
Organism: Sphaerodactylus townsendi
Lineage: Eukaryota; Metazoa; Chordata; Lepidosauria; Squamata; Sphaerodactylidae
Product: hypoxia-inducible factor 1-alpha-like
Exons: 5
Coding region: 16-942 (308 amino acids)
Biological process (GO): cellular response to hypoxia; regulation of transcription by RNA polymerase II
Molecular function (GO): RNA polymerase II transcription regulatory region sequence-specific DNA binding; DNA-binding transcription factor activity, RNA polymerase II-specific
Source: RefSeq, a predicted model, not a curated record
UUGUACUAAAAAGAGAUGGCGGGAUUGUAUUCACAGCCCAGCAGCCCCAACGAUUACUGCUUCGACGUGGACAAUGACAUGGCCAACGAGUUCAAGCUGGAGCUGGUGGAGAAGCUUUUCGCCAUCGACCCGGAUUCGAAGAACCCCUUCUCUAUCCAGGAAACAGAUUUAGACUUGGAAAUGUUAGCACCCUACAUCCCAAUGGACGACGACUUCCAGCUACGUUCCUUUGACCAGCUUUCUCCACUGGAGAGCAGUUCGGCAAACCCUCCUUCCAACGUUGCCAACCCUGUCCUAUUUAAGACUCCUGUGUUGCCAUCUGCUGCCACAGACGAGAUAAAGCCUGCACCCACCAAACAUCUGGACGACUCAAAGACUCUUGUUCCUCCAGUUCCAGUCACUGUAGAAAAGAUCAGCCCCCCAGCCUCACCGUACGGCAAAAGUCCAAGCCGAACAGCGUCACCAGUCAGGACGGGGAAAGGCAUGGUAGAGCAGAAAGGGAAAUCAAGUCCGGGAACCCCAAACUUAUUAACAGUCACGUUGGGUAAAAGUAAAUCAACCGCCACAAAUGAAGACCUCCAUCCAAAGAUCAUAGCUCUGCAUAACAUCCAGAGGAAAAGGAAGAUGGAGCAGGACAGUUUGCUUUUCCAAGCAGUGGGGAUUGGUGCUUUGCUGGCGCAGUCGAACGGCCCCGGAGCGAACGUGUCUCUGGCUUGGAAGCGUCUAAAAGGGUGCCGGUCGCACGGACAGAAAGGCGUGGCAGAGAAGACUGUGAUUUUGCUGCCGUCUGAUAUAGCCAGCAAGCUUCUAGGGCCGUCAAUGGACGAGAAGGGGCUCCCGCAGCUAACCAGCUACGACUGUGAAGUGAACGCUCCGAUCCAAGGCAACCGAAACCUGCUACAGGGCGAAGACCUCCUGAAAGCGCUAGAUCAAGUCAACUGAGCCCCCCUCCCCGGCCCCCCGCACCGUUAUCGUUCCGUUUUAUUGGACGCUGGUGACUCACCACCUAAAAAAAAAGCUGUCUAUUUAUAUUUUCUAUAUCUGAUUUUAGAAGCCUGGCUACAAAAUACUGCACUAAUUCAGUUAGUUCGGUUAGGAUCCCGUUUCCACUUUGGAGUCUUUCUUCUUUUAUCUUCCCAAAAUGUAUCCUUUACCUAAAAGAGCAGUUAACUCCUCAAACUGCGUUUUCGUAAUCAAACCUUUGGUACCGAAGCGUGGGGAAAUUCGGGACAGUUUUUAGAACACGCGUGCAAUUUUGCCGCUUUUUACGUAGGCACCUUUUUAAUUAUUAUUUAUUUUUUUAUUUUUUUGGACCGGGAGUUUGUUACCGAGAAGAUAUUCCACUGGUGAAACAGGCACAGCUUUUUUUAACCCGUGGGUCUGUAGGCAAGUUGAAAAAAACGACUUGCAAUUUGUAGCUCUACGCUGUCUGGAUAAAUUUUUACUUCUUUUACUUUUUUUAAAGAAGGAGAAAAAAAAAUAUGACUAAACAUUGCUUUGCUGCAGUGCAUUUGUAGCCACAAUCGCACAAUAUAUUUUCUUAAGAAAAAAAAAUUAAAAAAUAUAAAAUACCAGCGAGUUCCUCACGCGAUAUAUUCUGCGUUUGUAAAGCUAGUUUUUCAAGGCGAACAAUCUUCUGAUUUUUUCUCUCUCUUCCUUUCUGUUCCUUCCCGUUGAGUUUAUUGCUUGUCGCGAUUUUUGUAGUGAUGCUACCGUUUCAGUAACGUCGUGCUAUAAAAGAGUUCUUAAAUGCCGUGUUUGAUGUCCAAGUGUGGCUGGACAAAAAAAAAAUACAAGGAAAGGCUUCGUCUUGAGGAGCUAGCGGCGUUUGGGGAUUUUUUAGUUCAUCCUUCAAAAAUAAAAGAUGCCUCAAAGCGUUUAUAUGUGGUGUGAAGAAAGAAAUUAUAAUGCCAGAAUUCGGACUCGUCUAUUGAAAUCAAUUGUCAAGAGAUGAAUGUAAGGACUUUUUACACAAGGCAUUAAAUAAUUGUCACUGGGGAAGGGUUAGGCAUGCUCAUGGCUGUGGCAGUUGGCCACAGUGGCAAAUAAAUGCCUCCGUUUUCAGAGGCAGUGCCCUUCCACAUAAGCUGAGUCCCUGGGGACGGAAUAACAAGGGAAGGAUUUCCCUUCAUAUCCUGGUGUCAGGGUUUUUUGAAGCAUCAGGCCAGCCAUCUUGGAAAAGAAGAUGCUGGAUUGGAUGAUCCACCAGGGCUCUUCCUGUUUAUCUGGGUAUGUUCCCCUUUCAACAAAAGACAAGUGUCUUCAAAAUUGUUACUGAAAUAGCCUCUUUGCCAGUGCAAAGAGAGAGAGAGAGAAAUAAUCCCCUCCCCCCUGCUUAUAGCUGUGAAAGUUCAUGCUGAAAACUGUGUAUCUGAUAACUGAAUCUUGAAUGUUUCCAGUUAAACAUUGUCUGGUAGAGGUGAUAUUUGAAGCCAAUUGUAAAACAUCCCUUUCCUUGCUAGAAGAGUUGCCUCAUGCAACAUUGAGUUACUCCGUGAUAUAUGAUGUUUUGGGUUUUAUGCACCUUGUCGCUAUUAAUAUCUGUAUAUUUUUUUUUGUUAACCAUAGAUUUCCGUAGUGCUGAAUAUAUUUUAGGAACCUUUUUUAAAAAAAAAAAAUUAGGGAAUAUGACACAAAACAUUUUGAUUUCCUUCGUUGUGCUGGACAAUAUUCCCUCCCUGCCCCGUUCUUUCUCAUUCUUUUUUUGUGGUUGGAUCUAACACUAACUGUAUUGUUUUAUUACAUAAAUAAACUAUACGUGGACCAGGCCUGCAA